CAAGUUUCUCACAAUAGGGCAAAAGUUCUGGGACCAAUUUCCCUCUUUAAACUUCACUCUCUCUCUCUCUAAUUUUCUUGCAUUUUUCUCUCUUUCUUCCCUUCUUGUGCCAUCGUCGCACGCUUCUUCUCAAUGUAAGUGUUUUCCACUCUUUUUUCCCCGUCAAUUUCUUCACGCCAUAGCAUAUGCACCUGUAAUCCGUGAAUUUACGAGUACAAUUUUCACUGAUAUUUUCUAAGGUACGGGUUUCUGAUUAGGUUAUUUGGGCGUGCUUAAAUCGAACCCUCCCACGUGUUUCAUUGGUUGUGAUCGAUAAUGUUAUUGAUCGAGAUUGUGAAAGUUUGAUUAGUUAGUAGGACGUUGCGGUCGUUUUCUUUUUCUGGUUUUGGGGGUUCUCUAGAUAUGAUUAAACAGAUACUCGGUAAAAUACCUCGCAAACCCUCAAAGUCAUCUCACGGCAAUUCAAACGGUGAUGGAGGGUUUAAUGAUGGCUUCUCACUGAACUCAUCUUCUAAUACCCUCUCAAAAUCGAAUUCUGUUUCUUCAAAAUCUUCGAGUUCUGGUGCAGUUGGGUCUCGUUCUGGGAAUGAGACUAUUGCUCAACACUAUACCAAUCAAGCUAAGAAAUCAGCUCCUACAUCGGGUUCAAUAAUGGCUUCGACAGUUUAUGAGGCUUUGCCUAGUUUUAGGGAUGUCCCUAGCUCGGAGAAGCAGACUCUUUUUAUUAGAAAGUUGAAUAUGUGCUGUGUGGUGUUUGAUUUUAAUGAUCCUGCCAAGCAUCUCAAAGAGAAGGACGUUAAACGGCAAACUCUACUUGAGCUUGUUGAUUACGUUUCAUCUGUGAAUUCGAAGUUUAACGAGUCAGCGAUGAACGAGAUGACAAAGAUGGUAGCAACCAAUUUGUUUCGCGCUUUACCUUCUUCCAAUCAUGAUGGGAAGUUGGCAGAUGUCAGUGAGCCUGAUGAAGAAGAACCUGUUUUGGAACCGGCGUGGCCUCAUCUGCAGAUUGUGUACGAAUUUCUCUUUAGAUUUGUGGCUUCGCCUGAGACAGAUCCUAAGCUUGCGAAAAGAUACAUUGAUCACUCGUUUGUGUUGAGGCUGCUUGAUCUUUUUGACUCGGAAGACCAAAGAGAGAGGGAUUACCUGAAGACUAUUCUUCACCGUAUUUAUGGGAAGUUCAUGGUGCAUCGUCCAUUCAUUAGAAAAGCUAUCAACAAUAUCUUUUACCGGUUCAUAUUUGAGACAGAGAAACACAGUGGGAUUGCUGAGUUGCUUGAAAUAUUGGGCAGCAUAAUAAAUGGUUUUGCUUUGCCUUUAAAGGAAGAGCAUAAACUGUUCCUUGUCCGGGCACUGAUUCCGCUACACAAGCCUAAGUGCGUUUCUCUUUAUCAUCAGCAGCUUUCUUAUUGUAUUACUCAGUUUGUCGAGAAGGAUGUCAAGCUAGCUGAUACUGUGGUUAGAGGCCUUUUGAAAUAUUGGCCGAUAACUAAUAGUGCAAAGGAGGUAAUGUUCCUAGGUGAGUUGGAGGAAGUUUUAGAGGCAACACAAGCAGCAGAAUUCCAGAGAUGUGUGAUCCCAUUAUUUCGUCGGAUUGGCAGAUGCCUUAAUAGCUUACACUUUCAGCAGGAAACUGGCUGUGGUUUUGAAGGCUUUUUUAAUGUACUAGGGUAAGAAUAUAUCAGUAACAAUUUGGUAAGUAGGUCACUGUGUAAUGAUGUACUACCUCAAUUGACUACGACCAUCAAGUUUUAAAUGUACAGCAAGCUAGUUAUAAAAAAUUGAAAACAAAAAACAUAUGUUGAUAUUCAACUCUUAACAACAUAAUAGAAUCCAAUUUUCUACUGUUGCAAUUGGGUUUGGCAAAAUAGUGGACAAUUUGUUAGUGCAUUCAGCAUUGAGAUAUUCUGAAGUUGUAUGAAAAUGGGGUUCAAAUUCAUAGGUUAUGAAACUGUAGUUUGUAAUGGGUCAUAUUUGUUCGUUCAGAUUAUUGUAGAGGACACUUGUUAAUAACUCUAUAUAAUGCAUUGUAUUUGACUUGAUAUCCCUUCUUCUUUAAUGGUUGGAAAAUAACGUUAUUUUAUGACUCUACGUAUAAAUCUGAAAUUUUUUUAUAUUGAUUCAUGAUUUCAUAUGAAAUGAUCAUUCAAUUUUCUUGAAAGUUAAACUUAUGUUGCCAACAACACAUUAUAUAUGGUUGCCUUUUAUAUAACGAUUUUGUUUGGACAACUUUCUAUAAUGACUUCUCAAAGAGAAAAAUAAGAAGAAAAAAUAAUUCUGUUUCUUCAUAAGUAAAAAUUAGCUUAUGCAUUAGUCAAGAAUUUAAAGAUGACUGAGCGAACUUCUACAAAUUCGCUUAUGCAUAAACUAAUUUUAACUUAUGGUAAAGCUCAUUUUAUUUUUUUCUGUUAUGUUUCUCUCUUAGAAGUUCUUAUGGAAAAAUUUGUUCAAACAGAUUCUAAACUUGGUCGACCUAUAGGCUAAUGUUAAAUCUUCAGAACUUUUGUUGCAACAAUAUAUUAAUGAAUGUUUUUUAUGUUAGAACUUGCAUUUGUGACAACUGUAGAUUGUAGAUUUUUGGGUUCUUUUUUAUGAGUUUGAUUGCUACGAAUACAUACUAUAGUUUUAUUAUCUGGAAUUAGUCUCAAAAAAUUAAAACUAAACAGUGAAACACACCUUAAGUGCACUAUAAAAGUAUGUGUUCAAAUUAAAAUUUCGCUAGAUUUAGUAAGUUAGGUUUGAUGUUAU
Molecule: messenger RNA, 2745 nt
Organism: Vigna unguiculata (cowpea)
Lineage: Eukaryota; Viridiplantae; Streptophyta; Magnoliopsida; Fabales; Fabaceae
Product: Protein phosphatase 2A regulatory B subunit family protein
Biological process (GO): signal transduction
Cellular component (GO): protein phosphatase type 2A complex
Molecular function (GO): protein phosphatase regulator activity
Source: RefSeq, a predicted model, not a curated record